UAGCAGCGGGUUUAAAAGCACUUCUGAAUUCUUGGUGGUCCCUGGGGGUGGAUCAGCUCCCUUCGCUCUCCGGCUCUGCCACUGGGAGCUCAGGCCAGCAGCAGAGGGCGUGCAUGGACCUCUGCAGUGCACCCGAGGAUGCUUUGAGCGUGCUUCUCUUCCUCCUCUGUGCAGGGUGAGAUGGAAAACGCUUUGGUGUUUGUUAUAAGCAGAGCUAAGUGUCAGCUAACAGUGCCUUGCCAUCGAAAGUUCUACGUCUUGCUAUUCUGUCUGCAUUUUGCUUGUGUACCUUUUAAAAACUGAAGUUACGGUUCAUCAGUAUAAACGUUGUAAAGCAUUCGUUCCUGAUUCCUUUUAGGAUCCCAGAAUCGUCAUAAGGGACCCAGUUUUCCUAAGGGUGUGUUAUGGCAGAACACGUAAGCUUGUGAUCUUACAGCACGUGUGAUGUCAGUGCAUCUUGUAUGUACUCGAUUCAGCAGCACGCUCGGCCAUAAAGGGUGCUGUGGUGGCUCAUCCAUUUGGUGAGGGAUGCAAUUACACAGGGAACCAGAUUGCUGCUUCCAUCAGCUGCAGCAAACGAUGCUUACUGUGUUUGUUUUCAGAGGUUGUUAGGGAAACUUUGUGAGCUACCCUCUCUGUUGCUCAACUCUUGCAAGCUUACUGCCAGAUAUAAGCUGGCGCUUGGCUGCAGUCUCUGUUUUUGUACCUGACCUGGUUAUUUUCCUCCAUAGUGUGAUAAAAUGAGAUUCUGUAUCAAUGGAGUGUUGUAAUAAUGCAGCUCAUGGCGUUCCUCCCUUUUCUUUUUAAACAUACUGGGCACUUAACCUCACUGCUGUGGUAUCUGCAGUUGUACGCUGCUUUUGUGUCACGGAUGUUUUUAUCUGGAGCAGAUACAGCAUUACCCCCAAGUACUACUGCACUGCUUCAGCUUCUGAUUAAUUAGCAGUGAUGGAAUUAGGAGGUGUGGCACCUACUUUGCCCCAGAAAUAACUGCUUAGUAUGAAAUGGUGCAACACCAGGGGCUGUGAGCUCUCCUUAAAGAGCUGCUCUUCCCCACUGCCCCUGGUCUUUGUGUGUACGAUUAGGAGCUUAAGCCCCUUUGUUCCUCAGUAUUGAUCUUUUGAACCUGGUAUAUUUACUGACUGCUCAGCCAGCACAAGUUAAAAGUCCCCAUUGGCUCUGAAGUGGUAUUUACAGGGAAUUAAUACGGAACCAAAUGCUUAUUUGUCACUUUUAAAGGGUGUGCAACUGAGAUGUAGGCAUGUAGGGUUUUGUAACUGCAGCAAGCAUGGCCAACCAGGGGGAUAAGAUUCCCUUGGCAAAGAAUAGUAGCUGUGAAGUCUUAAUCUGAGAGUUUUGCAUUAGGAAUUAUACUGUUUGUGUUUCUUUAGGAUGGAAAUAAAGUCAAAAGGUGGAGUUCGAGAUAUUUAUUCUGCUCUCCAGCAUAUUGUGGCCCCAUAGGUGGCCUUGAAAGUGCAUAAAUAAGAUCAAGUUGAUGUGAAGAGCUGCCAUUUUUGUUCUUACUAAUCCUGUGCAUCAGAGGAAACCUGGAAGAACAGUGGAGAUGGAGAGAUUCCUGUAUGUUAAGGAACACGUUUUAGUGAGUUUCUGGCUGCAUCUAAAAGCGCCGAAAAACUUAUUGCAGGAAACAGGGGUGUCAUUUCUCCUUGUGUGCUGUGAGCGAGUCCUCAUCGGUUCAAGUGACAACACGUGCAGGUGCCUCUCUGCUUUUUCCACGACGGAGGCGGCUGCUGUGACCGAGUUCGGCUUAAGGACAACCGAGCGGAAGGUUUGGGGAGCGAGAGCUGAGCGUGCACCUCCCGAACCCCCCGAGGAGCUGCGGGGACCUGUGAGCACCUAUGAGCGCAGAGCACAUCAUGCGAGCAGAACGGUGAGCACAGAGCGGAUCCCUGCCUGCCCACACUUGACAUUACUGGGACCACAUCUCUCAGCAGGAGGAAAAGGCGCUUCGUUCACCGAUGCUAAAAAUGGGAGGCAGCAUCUGUCCAGCAGACAGGGAAAAGAAACUGCAGGCUUUGCCUGUGGGACACCGUGGGUUGUGCUGCAGUGCUGCAGCCCAUGGGCAGUGAGGGACAGCAUGGCUCUCAAUGUGCUCCUGCACAACCGCAGGGCUCAGCUCCUGCUGCUCAACUCUCUGACGUUCGGGCUGGAGGUCUGCCUGGCUGCUGGCAUCACCUACGUGCCUCCAUUGCUCCUGGAAGUGGGAGUGGAAGAGAAGUUCAUGACCAUGGUGUUGGGAAUAGGACCUGUCCUUGGCCUGGUUUUUGUCCCACUGAUUGGAUCCGCCAGCGACCACUGGCACAGCAGCUAUGGCCGAAGGCGGCCGUUCAUCUGGGUGCUGUGCCUGGGAGUCCUGCUGAGCCUCUUCAUCAUCCCUCACUCCAGCACCCUGGCCAGCCUGUUUGCCCUCAAUCCUCGCCCUCUGGAGAUCGCCUUCCUCAUCCUGGGCAUUGGGCUGCUGGAUUUCUGCGGUCAGGUCUGCUUCACCCCUCUGGAGGCACUGCUCUCAGACCUCUUCCAGGAGCCAGAUAACUGCCGCCAGGCCUUCUCCAUGUACGCCUUCAUGAUCAGCCUUGGGGGCUGCAUUGGCUACCUGCUUCCAGCCAUUGACUGGGGGGCCAGCUUUCUGGCCCCGUACCUGGGAGGACAGGAGACGUGCCUCUUCAGCCUCCUCGCUGUCAUUUUCCUUGGCUGUGUGCUGGCCACGCUCUUCGUGACCGAAGAAGCAGCCGCUCAAGCAGAUGCUCUGGAUGGCCCAGCACUGAAGGAUGCUCUCCCUAAGCCCUCGCCUUCUGCCUGCUGCUCUUGCCAGCUCUCCACGAGCCUCCUGCAGGCCAGGCACAUGAUGCAGGCCCUGAGAAACCUCUGCACAUUGGUGCCACGGCUUCACAGCCUCUACUGCCGCAUCCCCAAGGUCAUCCGGCGCCUGUUUGUGGCUGAGCUCUGCAGCUGGAUGGCACUCAUGACUUUCAUGCUGUUCUACACGGACUUUGUUGGGGAAGGGCUGUACCAUGGUGUCCCCAGAGCCAAGCCAGGCACAGAUGCCAGACGCCGUUAUGAUGAAGGUGUCCGGAUGGGAAGUUUGGGACUCUUUUUGCAAUGCGUCACCUCCAUUUUCUUUUCGACAAUCAUGGAUCGGAUGGUGAAGCAGUUUGGGACACGAGCUGUGUACCUGGCCAGCGUGGUGUUCUUCCCUGCUGCUGCCUUUGUCAUGUGCCUUUCCCACAGUGUCACUGUGGUCACCAUCUCUGCUGCUCUGACGGGCUUCACCUUCUCUGCACUCCAGAUCCUGCCGUACACGCUGGCAUCGCUGUACCAUCAUGAGAAACAGGUAUUUUUGCAUAAAUACAAGAGCAAAGAGGAGAGAGACGCAGCUCGAUCGGACAAGAAAUCAUCCUUCCCCAAAGGCCACCUCUCCAGCCAAAAGCUGCCUUACCAGAACGGACACCCCGGGGGCCUCUACUCCUCAUCCUCCUCUUCCUCCUCUCCCCCAGCUGCCAGCUCUGCCCUGUGUGGCAGCUCCUCCUGUGAUGUCUCACUGAUGAUGAUGGUGGGCGAGUCGGAUUCGGUUCCUCCGGGCCGAGGGAUCUGUUUGGACCUGGCCAUUUUGGACAGUGCUUUCCUCCUCUCUCAGGUUGUCCCCUCUCUCUUCAUGGGGUCCAUCGUCCAGUUUACGCAGUCGGUGACUGCCUACAUGGUGUCAGCUGCCAGCUUUGGCCUCGUUGCCAUUUACUUUGCAACCAAAGUUGUCUUUGAUAAGAGUGACAUGGCCAAGUACUCGGUGUGAUGGCGAAUGCAUCGGGGGCAGCACGUGGGUGCCAAGAUGAGGGGUGUGCACAUCCCCAUGGCUGCUUGUGGGGUGCUCCAUGUUGUUUGUGCUGUCCCCGUGCUGCUGCUGGGAGCCCCAGUGCUGCUCUGGGGCUGGGGAUGGCAGAGGGGCGGCAGGGAUAAUCUCAGGUGUAAAUAGGAAGCACUGGGGGCAUCAUGCUUUGGGCCAUCAGUGCUUUCCACACAGUGCCUUUCUCACAAGUAAGCACUGCACAGCCAACACCAAAGGGAUUGCACUGGGGGGAGGAAGGAAUCGGGCUUUUCCUUUAGUAAUGGGUGUGGGGAGGGGGGAAGAGCCACUGGCUCUCCUGCCUUCCAGUGAUGGAUGUAUCCUCUGCCCCCACUUGCUGCAGUUGUGCUCAACUUAUUGAGUAACGCUUCCUCAAAGAGGACACUGAGAGGAGAUUCACCUUGGAAGAAGGACGGGAGCUCAGGUUUGGCUGUGGAGCAGGAGGGAUGUGUGUCUGUUCUGACAGGGAGAAACCACCCAGGAGAAAAGUCACUAUGGCAUGUUCUGGAAAAACAAGGAACGUUUCCUUAGGACCGAUUCCAAAAGAUGACUUAUCUUUUACCUAGGCACCAAAUUGCAUCAGACGGAAAGGACUGCUUAACAUUUUUAUUUCUUUUUUUAAGAAUGAUUCUUUUUAGCUUUCCUUUAGCUGGAUAACUGACCUCUCUCUCAGUGCCCAGAACAGCCUCCUGUUCUCUCCCAGCGCCUCCUACCAGAUCCAAACUGAUCUGCACCCCCAAACCCGACCCCUGAAUGAUGCUGCAGCAUCACGAGGGUUCAAUCCUGCAACGAGGGAGGAGAACAGGCAGAGCUCUCCGUGAAGGCAAUCUGGGAACAAACACAUCUCAUCAAAUUCUAAUCUGCUCCAAGUGCCUCUCAAUCCCAUAACACUGGGACCAGUGCUGCUGGGUUGGUCAGCUCUCAGAUGUGAGUCACCUCCUGCUGGCCCGAGACAAGUGCACCAGCUGCACCAGUGCUCUGCCACUCAGAGAUCACCCCUGUGCUGAGCAGGAGCUGAGAUCCCAGCUUGCAGUUAGCACUUAGGUUCUGAAAUGGUGCAGGCAAUGGUGCAGGCAAUGCCCAGAGCGAGGCAUCUGGAGGCAGGGCUGGGGGCUGGGACUCAGCAGCCCUCAUUUUCAGCUGCAAACAAAGUGUUUGCGACCAAUUUUCAGUGGAGGUGUGUGGGCAGUGAGAUGUGCUGGUGAGGCACUGCUGAAGGGCAAGAUGUUGCUAUUUUUGCAAGGUGGUGGCAGAAUAUUACUUGGCAUGGAAGUGAGAUUGCUGCCCUGCUGAUUGCAGGCGGGUCCUAAGAGGGCUUCUCCUCACUGCUUUAAACGCAUCUUUCCCGUAAGGGGUGACUUUUUGUUUUAUUUCUCCUCAAAUUAUAUGCCUACCAGCUUCCCUUUCCCACAAGAAGCCCUGUGUGCUGAAAUGCAGCUGUUUUGGGAAUGGAUUUGGCAGCUGCGUAAGCAUCGACGGAAGCGGUUUUGUGUGUGUGUGCUUCCAGCCCUGGUCUCCGUCCACCCCAGACUUCAGGGGGAAAUCCUGCAGGCAGAAGGUCGCUACCAAAGCUGCAGCACUUCUUGAGUGCUCGCAGGGAUCAGUAACCUUUUCAAAGAGGUCCCUGCCUGAGUUGCUGGAACACUUUGCCAUUUGUUUAAGUGCCUGAAGAGUGCUUCCACAACACAGCCUGGGUGUGCAGGUGGGACGAUGAGGGCCUUGAGAGCUUCGUUAAGAGCAUCCAAGUGAUGCUUGAGAGAGCAGUGGGCUCAGGGGGCUGGCAGCCUUUGCUCUGAACGUCUUUUGGUUUGCAGUGUCAGAGCCAAAGGUGGGGCAGUUCUUCAUCCUUAACUUCAUAGCUGUCCCUCGAGAGCAGAAGGCUGAAAUCUGCCCGAUUCCCCCAUCCACAGAGGUGGCUUUGGAGUAGUGAGGUACCGACGGCCAGGAGUGGCUUGUGGUGACAUUGGGUGCUGCAGGCUGGGUGUCCCAGCUGAGCUGGAGGGCCUGAGGUCAGUCCAUGCUGGUUGGGGCCUCCACUCUGCCCUCUGCCCUCUGAUCACCCAUCCACAUCUGCCCUGUGUUGAGGCUUUGGUGCCCAGGUCUUGGUGGCAACUCUGGUCUUACACAUCCAGGGAGGUGCCUGCAUUUCCUUCAUUUAUGUUCUGAAAAGACCCUUGAGCCCAUGGCUGUGGCUAGCUGCUCUUGCUGCUUCAUUCCAGGUCGGUGCCUGGUGUCUCACCUUGGCCUGACCUGGGAGAUGGUUGGUGACACAGCUCCUUCUCUGCAGAGAUGUGGUCCCAUCUCACCAUCCAUUCACCUCCUGGCUGUGCUGCUCUUGUUCCAGUCAGCUCAGCAAGUGUGAGAAGAGCUCCUGGUUAUCUACCAAGAGGCUCUCUGAUUUCUCAGCUCCCUCUCCCCCCUUCUUUCCAUUUCCUCAGCUGGAGUGAAACCCUGCGGAUCCUGUAAUUGCUCCUUUCCUCCUUGCCCUCCUAUUACACAGGAGAAAUCUGCUGGGCCCUCUGCCAGCUCCCAACACAGUGGGCAGAUGGGUGCAGGGAGGAGCUCUUGCCAAAGCCCGUUGCUCUUUGCAAACCCUGUCCCCUGCGGGAGCCCAAACCCAGACAGAUGGGGGCUGUCUGCAAGAGAGCGCUGUAGAAAACCACAGUGUGCAGCCUGGUCCUGGAUCAUUACCAAAAGCCUUUUUUCCUAGGUCAGGAUGUCACUGAGGCUUAAAGGAGAGGCAUUUUCCAGGAUACGUACUGAGAAACUGCUCUCUUCGUAAGAUUGUCCUUUGUGGGUGAGCAGUGUGCUGCUAGGACCAGCUCCCUGUGUCUGCAUCCCACACAGCCCAGCAGGGGACACAGGUAUGUUCUGGUAAACGAAAGCACACCCCUUGCACACUGUUACUGAUCUAACCAGUGCGAGCACAGAAUUCUCCUUAGGACUUGAUCAUAGUGUACAAUUUAUAGGUAUGGGUGCAGGCUUCUCAGAGGCUGUUGCUGGGAGCCCUUCUGUUUCUGUAGGUGCACUUCUGCUUGGGUGAGCCACGCUGUGCCUCUCCUUUCCUAUUGCAAGGUGGUGAUUCUGGGAUGUGGAGGGGAAAAGGGAGAAAGUAUUUUCUAACAGGAGAUGAUUGCUGUGGAUUCUCCGGGCGAGGGAAGAGCGUUUGAUGCUGUUUUUUCCUUUUGAGAUCGCAUACUGUCUGCGAGACGCGAAUGUUUUAUUUAUUCAGUAGAGUAAAUAUUUUGUAUACGAUGCGAGAAGAAGGCUGUUCUAAUUUUAUUAUGUAAAGGAGGAAAUUAAAGGUGUUGGACGGACGGA
Molecule: messenger RNA, 7180 nt
Organism: Tympanuchus pallidicinctus (lesser prairie-chicken)
Lineage: Eukaryota; Metazoa; Chordata; Aves; Galliformes; Phasianidae
Gene: SLC45A3
Product: solute carrier family 45 member 3
Exons: 7
Coding region: 1565-3808 (747 amino acids)
Biological process (GO): transmembrane transport
Cellular component (GO): membrane
Molecular function (GO): sucrose:proton symporter activity
Source: RefSeq, a predicted model, not a curated record